GAAAUUGUGACGUGUGUUCUGGGCAGGGUUUGAGGUUUUGGAACAUUUUCUAAAAGCACCCUGCUACAUUUCCUAAUCAAGAAGUUGGUGUGCAGCCGGGGGAGCUGGACUGAGUUGGUCAUGAUGCAGAAGCUACUCAAAUGCAGUUGGCUCGUCCUGGCUCUUGCCCUAAUCUUGGUUCUGGAAUCCUCAGUUCAAGGCUAUCCUAUGCAGAGAGCCAGGUACCAAUGGGUGCGCUGCAAUCCAGACAGUAAUUCUGCAAACUGCCUUGAAGAAAAAGGACCAAUGUUCGAACUACUUCCAGGUGAAUCCAACAAGAUCUCCCGUCUGAGGACUGACCUUUUUCCAAAGACAAGAAUCCAGGACUUGAAUCGUAUCUUCCCACUUUCUGAGGACUAUUCUGGAUCAGGCUCCGGCUCCGGCUCUGGAUCAGGAUCUGGGAAUGGCUUCCUAACUGAAAUGGAACAGGAUUACCAACUAGUAGAUGAAAGUGAUGCUUUCCAUGACAACCUUAGGUCUCUUGACAGGAAUCUGCCCUCAGACAGCCAGGACUUGGGUCAACAUGGAUUAGAAGAGGAUUUUAUGUUAUAAAAGAGGAUUUUCCCACCUUGACACCAGGCAAUGUAGUUAGCAUAUUUUGUGUAGCAUGGUUAAAUGAUUAAUCUUGGGACAAAGAAUUUUAUAGAAAUUUUUAAAUAUCUGAAAAAGAAGCUUAAGUUUUAUCAUCCUUUUUUUCUCAUGAAUUCUUAAAGGAUUAUGCUUUAAUGCUGUUAUCUAUCUUAUUGUUCUUGAAAAUACCUGCAUUUUUUGGUAUCAUGUUCAACCAACAUCAUUAUGAAAUUAAUUAAGAUUCCCAUGGCCAUGAAAUGGCUUUAAAGAAUGUAUUUUUUAAAAAAAAUAGCUUGAGAAGCAAAUUGGCAGGUAAUAUUUCAUACCUAAAUUAAGAAUCUGACUUGGAUUGUGAAUUAUAGAUAUGCCCCUUUUCUUAUAAAAACAAAACAAAAAAAUAAUAAAACACAGUGAAUUUGUAGAGUGGGGGUAUUUGACAUAUUUUACAGUGUGGAGUGUACUAUAUACUAUUACCUUUGAAUGUGUUUGCAGAGCUAGUGGACGUGUUUGUCUACAAGUAUGAUUGCUGUUACAUAACACCCCAAAUUAACUCCCAAAUUAAAGCACAGUUGUGCUCUCAAUACCUCAUACUGCUUUACCUUUUUUUCCUGGAUAUCUAUGUAUUUUCAAAUGUUACUAUAUAUUAAAGCAGAAAUAUAACCAAA
Nomascus leucogenys (northern white-cheeked gibbon) is the source of this 1274-nucleotide messenger RNA. RefSeq names its product serglycin (gene SRGN). Lineage: Eukaryota; Metazoa; Chordata; Mammalia; Primates; Hylobatidae. Gene Ontology annotation, biological process: secretory granule organization; negative regulation of bone mineralization. Gene Ontology annotation, cellular component: secretory granule. The record is from RefSeq and is a predicted model, not a curated record.